GUAGAAAUCCUGCUGUCCCCAGUUGAACCAAGACUGUAGCUGAUGUGCAGUGUCACUUACAACAUUAAUCAGAUACUGCAUUUAAGAUGACAGUCAUGUCCCAGUCAAAGGAUCUCAAGGAUGACUUUCAUAGUGAUACGGUACUCUCCAUUUUAAAUGAACAGCGAAUUCGGGGUAUUUUAUGUGAUGUCACUAUAAUUGUGGAAGAUACCAAAUUUAAAGCCCACAGUAAUGUACUAGCAGCUUCAAGCCUUUAUUUCAAAAAUAUUUUUUGGAGUCAUACGAUCUGUAUUUCUGGACAUGUCCUGGAGUUAGAUGAUCUUAAGGCUGAAGUGUUUACUGAAAUACUUAAUUAUAUCUACAGUUCCACAGUAGUUGUUAAGAGACAGGAGACUGUAACAGACCUUGCAGCUGCAGGGAAAAAACUGGGAAUAUCGUUUCUGGAAGAUCUUACAGACAUUAAUUUUUCAGAUUCCCCCUGUCCGUAUGCAUUUUGUAUAACUGAAAAAGGGGUGGUCAAAGAAGAAAAAAAUGAAAAAAGACACGAAGAUUCAGCUAUCACAAACGGGCCAAGAAUCACAAAUGCUUUUUCAAUUUUUGAAACUGAAAAUAAUAACAAUUUGUUUUCUCCACUUGACUUGAGAGCAAGUUUUAAAAAGGUAUCUGAGACAAUUAAAGCAACCAAUGUUGGCCUUGAUAGGGAUGAUGUUGGAAAAGAUGCUGAGCCAGCCAGUACGUUAGCUGAACACUCCUAUGCAGUUUCUUCUGGAGGUGAUGCUUUUCAAGGAACUCCUUUUUUAGAACGUGACAGCAGCCCUCUGUAUACAAUGAGUGAAGACAAUUAUGAAACUCUUCAGACAACACCUCUACUUCAACCAAUAAAACAAGCGUGUGGUACACCAAAGAUGGCCUUUAAACCCCAGUGUACUGGUUUGGCUAUAGCAAAAAUAUCAGCCCCCAAAGUAACCAAUACAGAGGUUCAACAAGAAGCAGUUACAGAUCAAGCGGUUAUUCCUUUCCCUCAUGAUAAGGCAGGAGACUUACUUUUUUCCACAGAAGAGGAAAAUAAAUCUGCUAACAUCCCUGGAUCCAUAGCAACUGUUAUUCCACCUGUUUACAGAUGUAACUGUUGUACCAGAUCAUUUGAUGACAGAGCUUUACUCAGUACCCAUCUUCAGCUUCACACAAAUCAUCAGGAACCUUUAAUAUGCAAAUACUGCAGCAAACAAUUUGCAAAUCUUAACGGACUGGAGAAUCAUGAACAAGUCUGUAGGAGUUCAGGCAGAAUAUCUGUUCAGAGUGGAAAUGAACAAAAAAUUUUAGAUAACUAUACUACUACUGGUGAAAGAAAUGGAAGCUCACAUGGAAACACAGAGCCUCUGUUGUCUGAAAACAAUAUUACUGAUUACUCCAGUGCAAACUGCACCUUGUCAGAAACAGAUCAUUUGGUUAAAGUUGUUGAUGGGCAGAUAUUAUAUACAUGCAUUGUUUGCAAACGUAGCUAUGUAACAUUGUCUAGCCUUCGAAGACAUGCAAAUGUGCAUUCAUGGAGAAGAACUUAUCCUUGCCAUUACUGCAACAAAGUGUUUGCAUUAGCUGAAUAUCGUACCAGACAUGAAAUCUGGCACACAGGGGAAAGGCGUUAUCAGUGCAUUUUCUGCCUUGAGACUUUCAUGACCUAUUAUAUACUAAAAAAUCAUCAGAAAUCUUUCCAUGCAAUUGACCAUCGACUUGCAGUAAAUAAAGAAACACCUAAUGGAGGCUUAAAGCCUAGCAUGUAUCCUUACAAACUUUAUAGGCUUUUACCUAUGAAAUGCAGAAGGCUACCUUAUAAGUCCUACCAGAAUUCUUCGUUUGAAAAUGUACAAGCAAGCAACCAAGUUAAUGAAGCAACUUCUAGUACCUGCAUUAUUCAGAAUUCUCUCAACUCUGAACUACCUUCGCUGAAUUUUCAAAAUACUAUAUUAACAAACAAUACCACUAUUUCCUUGAAUACAUCUUCAUGCAAUGAUGCAACAUCAUCUAUGAAUAUUCAGAAUGUUUCACCUUGGGCAGUAGGAAUGUUAAAUUCUGACCUACAAAGUGACUUUUUUACUGCAGAAAAAUCAGUGCCCCAACCUGCAAAUGAUCUUAGUUCUGGUUCUCAGGAAUGUGAUUCCUCCGUUCUGUCUUUCAGUAAUGUGAGUGAAAAUUCAACCUCUGUUAUUAACUAUAGCUGCUCAGCACCCUCGGUUAUAAUGCACAGUAGUAGAGUCUCAUCAGUAAUAAUGCACAGUAAUGCAGUCACUUCUAUGGGAAGCAGUAAGACAAUAUCCUCCAAUAAUACAGCCAGUCAGUCCAUAAAAGAUGACUGUAAACAUGGGUCAGAUAAUUACGGCAAAGGCAUUACUAAAGCAAAAACUAUUAAAGAAAAAAAGAAAACACUUCUGUACAAUAGAGGAGAAACACUCGAGGAGUUAGAGUAUAUUACAGGAUCUGGAGGUUCAUCUAACAAGACUAUAGAUACUGUUCAAGAAUCAAGUAAAACUGAAACCUACAUUGCAAAGCCUGCCUUACCUGGAACAUCUACUGAUAGUAAUGUUGCUCCCCUUUGUCAAAUAACAGUAAAAAUUGGGAAUGAGGCUAUUGUAAAAAGACAUAUUUUAGGAUCCAAACUGUUUUAUAAAAGAGGAAGAAGGUCUAAACGUGAAUCUGAACAGGACAAUCAGCCUCAGGAGACUGAAACAGAGAGAAAAGAAAGAAGCCCAGCUAGGCUUUGCAGAUCAGAAUGUAUGGAACUUACUGAAAUGUGCGAUGAUGUAAGUGAUCAGGAUUCCAAUGACAAACCCUGGAGACCUUAUUAUAAUUACAAACCAAAAAAGAAAUCUAAACAGCUAAGAAAAAUGAGAAAAGUCAAAUGGAGGAAGAAUCAUGGAAACAAGAACUCCAGUAGUGAAAGUGAAAAUACGUGCAAUAGAGAGUAUGCACUUAGAAAAAUUCCUGACGAAAAGGGCAUCAGUAAAGAAGGAAACACAGAAAUGCCUAAUCUUCAUUGUGAGCUCUGUGAGCGAGAGAAAUCUUCCACCGAAGAAAUCCAGGAACCUAUACAUUGGCAUGUACCUACUUCAAAGCCUUAUAUUUGUGAAUUAUGCCAAAAGCAGUUCCAGAGCCCAUCCACACUAAAAAUGCAUAUGAGAUGUCAUACUGGAGAAAAGCCGUAUACUUGUAAAACCUGUGGUAAGUGUUUUUCAGUUCCAGGAAACCUACAGAAACAUGAACGUAUUCACUUGGGUGUCAAGGAUUUUGUCUGUCAAUAUUGUAGUAAGGCAUUCACUUUAAAUGAAACGCUCAAAAUACAUGAAAGAAUACAUACUGGAGAAAAACGCUACCACUGUCAAUUCUGUUUACAGAGUUUUUUAUAUCUUUCUACCAAAAGGAAUCAUGAGCAAAGACAUGUACAUGAACACAAUGGAAAAGGAUAUGCUUGUCUUCAGUGCCCCAAAAUUUGCAAGACAGCAGCUGCUCUUGGAAUGCACCAGAAGAAACAUCUAUUCAAAAGCCCAAGUCAACAGGAUAGAAAAGAGUAUUUGUGUAAUGAAAGCUCUAAACAUUUGGAAAAUCAACAUUUCAUUGACUCAGAUGGGAACGAAGUGAAUAGUAUACAGAGUAUGACUCCAGACGUUGUACUUUGAGUGACAGUUGUCAAAAACAAGAAAAGAGCACUGGAGAAAAAUGUAUAGAAGCGUGGAAUGCAAAGGAAACUCCAGAUUCAGGCAGGUUCAAAAAAUGAAGAUAACAUUUCUUCAUCCAAAUAACUUUUAUAUAUUAGUACAGUAUAUGCAAAAAAUACACUGCAACUGAAAAGCUAGGAAUAUUUGCAAUAGUGUAAACAUAGCAUGAGGGGAAAAAAAGCCUGAUCCAAAAUAGUUCUGCAACAGUAAACAGUUGUAAUACAUACACAGAAGAAAACAGUAGGUCCAAUCAAAACCUUUUUAAUCAGAGUUACAAGUAACUAGCCACUGAACUGUCUUAAAUGUACAAUACCGUAUUUGAUUCUGAAUCACUCUGGACAUAAUAAAGACCAAAUAUAUAGGUUCAGAGUACAUUCACUAUGAAGAAUUUGUGCUACAGAAGAUGAUGUGAUGCAUUUAUACUCAAACUUUCAUGGUAUUGUGUUUAUGAAUGAAAAACAAAAUUUAAAAGAUCAUGGCCUAAUGUAUACAGUAUCUUAAAAUAAUCCGGUAAAGAUAGAAAAUGUUUAUUGAAUGUGAGUAUGAAGUAUAGUUCAUUUUUGGAAAACUUUUCUGUAUCUCAAACCUUGGUUUAUACUGUUGUAUGAUUAUUACAUUUUACACUAUCUAUAUUCAAUUUUACAAUUACAUUGAUAAGCAGUGGGUAUCUGAGUGUCAGUGAGGAUUGGAAACCCUGAUUCAUGAUACUCCUGUGGUAUUCAAUAAAUGUUCAUCUUAAAUAUUAAGUCUUCCAAGCUGCAUUAGUCCUGGAAAGUCCAGCUAUCAACUGUAUGUCAGGCCAAUUAAUCCAAGGGCAAGUCCAGAUUUAUUGUUGUAGAAGCCAAAUGAAACACACUCCAGCUUCAUGGUCAAGGAGUUGUGGAACUGUCCAGUAUAAAGACCUUGUGUAAAUACAUUUCCCACCUUCCAGUGGCUCUGCAACUCUUUAAUUUUUGGAACCAUCUCGCUUCUCAUUUCGGGAUGCUUAGUCCAUGAGAGUUCCUCCAGCUGGAAUAAUUUCACACAUGCCGUGAGCAGGAGUUGGACUAGUUCUUGGUCUUCAAAUGAGUUGGCUAAAACCAACAAAUAAAAAUUACCCUUUUUGUUUUGCUUUUUUGAGUGGUAGGAGUGGGGAAUAUCUAGUUUCUUUCAUCCAUACGUCAAUCAGGGCUUUUUCAUUGCCUCUAUACACUUUCAUCCACACACACAUUUGAGACAGUCCCCUGUGGAACUGGGGCAUAGGCCAGUCUACUGUGGAGGAGGAGUGGCCUCCUGCCCUGGCAGGCUUUUUAAUUUAGUGGGGAUAGGGGCUUGCCCUUGCCCAUGCUCACAAUCCAGCUGCAGUUUCUUAGAGUAUGGUGUAGUAACCAUUGGGCCACAUGCUGGCCCAAUUCUCUCUCUGACAACUAAGUAGAGAGCUAAUCAUAUGCUUUGGUUGCAGCAUCUUUAAGGUUCUUCCAUAGAUGAAGAAUGUGCAUCCAGGGAAGAGUACCCCCACCAAACUUCAUACCAUGAGCCUGAUUUCUAUAUAUAUGCUGAUCAGUCUUGGUAGAGAUGCAGAUUCUGUUUCAGUAAGAAAGGAGCCAGUAUUCUGAGACUGUUAGAAAGGGAGUACAACUCCUCUCUGAUUAAGGAUUAGUCUCUGAGGCUGCAUGCUCACAACCUGGCUCAGUGUUCUUCUCUGGACAGACAGCAGUCUUCUGUGGUGAACACAAUUGCUGGAUCCCACAUACUUCUAAUCCCCUGGGUCUGAUUAGAGCUGGGUCAGUGUUCCGAGCUCUGGGUCUCUGAGUUUUUCUCUCCAGGAACGUUAAAUUUGUGGCAAAUUGGGGUGUGAAUCUACCCUGCACUCAACCGUGUGAAUCUCUUGAAGUCGAGGAUGAUUGUCUUUUGUGGAUUGUCCAUUUCAAAUUAUCUGUGGGGCUGCUGAUGGCUUGUAAGGCCUAUUCUGGAGCUGCAGACUCUGCCAUGUUUCCGAGCAGGGCAGGUGAACCUGGGAUAUUGGUCUGGGCCAUAGCACAGUCUUUCUGUCGCUUCCAUUUUUCUGUUACAUGUAGUUGCACCUAAUUCUCAAAGUGCUGAGUUCUCUGCCUCAAGCAGUUCCUCAAUUGUUGUCAGUCCUGGGUUAUGUGUUCCCACAAGUUGAUGUCAAUAUUGCAUUUCCUCACAUUAGCCUUGAGGAUGUCCCUAUAGCAUUUUUUCUGCCCUCCUCUGGUGCAUUUGCCUUGGAUGAAUUGAGAGUAGAAGACUUGUUUUUGGCAGUCUGGAAUCAGGCAUCUGGACAACAUAGCUUUCCCAGCGAAGUUGAUGAUAAAUAACCAUCACCUUGAUGCUCGUAAUAUUGGCUUAUGAGAGAACGCUCAUGUUAGAGUGUCUAUUAUCCCAUUUGAUUCAGAGAAUCUUAUGCAUACAGCAUUGAUACUUUUCCCAUGCCUUACGAUGUCUCCUAUAUGUUGUGCACAUUUCAGCUUAGCAAGGUGGAUGGAGAUCACAACAGCUUUAUAGACCACGAGUUUGGUUUUGGUUCUGAUGUUGCAAUCUUGAAACACCCUCUUUCUCAGAAGACUAAAAGUUUGGCUUGCACAUUUGAGCCGGCAUUGGAUUUCUUCGUCAAUAUCAGCUGUCUGUGAAAGGUGGCUUCCAAGAUAUGGAAUGUGUGCAACAUUCUUUAGAGGGUUAUUGUGGAUCUGUAUUGCUGGUGAUGGGAAUUGUGCACCAGGAGCUUGCUGAUGGAGAACCUUUGUCUUCUGGAUGUUAAGCAUCAGUCCCAUUUUCUGAUAUGCUUCAGCAAAGAUGUUGAUGGUCACCUGAAGAUCUAUUUCUGAGUGAACACACACUACAGUGUCAUCAGCAUACGGAAGCUCGAUGACUGAAGUCAGCGAUGUUUGAAUUCUGGAUUGGAAGCAGCUAAGGUUGAACAGCUUGCAAUCCAUUUGGUAGAUUAGCUGCACUCCUACCAGGAUCUUAUCCGUGAUCAAAUAAAGCAUUGCAGCAAGGAAGAUGGAGAAGCGCGGGGGGGGAGGGCAAUAACACAGCCCUGAUUGACACCUAUCUUAACCUUAUAAGGAGCCAUAGUAGACCCACUAUGGAGAAUCACUGCUUGUAUGUCAUCGUGAAGGAGAUGAAUAAUGGUGACAAAUUUCAGUGGACAACCAUACAUCAGAAGGAUUUCCCACAAUGCUUCCCUGUUAAUAGAGUCAAAGGCUUCCGUCAGGUCAGUGAACGCCAUGUAUAGUGGUCUGUGGUGUUCUCUACAUUUUUCCUGCAGCUGGCGAGCAGUGAAGAUCAUGUCAUUAGUGCCUCUAGAUGGUCUAAACCCACACUGAGAUUCAGGAAGAAUGUCUUUGGCAAGAGCAAGAUGACGGUUCAGGAGAAGUCUUGUAAGGACCUAUCCUGCAGUUGCUAACAGAAAGAUUCCUCUAUAAUUUCCAGUUGGACUUAUCUCCAAAAUGAUGCAAACAGAAAAUCAGCCCAGAGACACUCAGGGAUCCAAUAAAGCGUGAUCUCUUCCACCAAUGCCUCAGCAAAAAUACCUCGAACUAGCCUGCCACAGACUAACUGUCCAUGUGGACCCUGCUGACGCAUAUCAGACUGCACCAAUUAAUUGUUAAUGUGUGUCAGCAUAGUCCACAUAGACAGUUAAUCUGUGGCAGGCUAGUGCAGAGUAGAUUCACACCCCAGCUUGCUGUGAACUAAUUGUCGUGUAAACAAGCCCUAAGGAGCACUCCUAACUACAGACCUCCAUGUCUGCCAUUCUUCCUUGGGAUGUGGGACGCUGCAGCCUGACCUGCCUUGAACCCUGAAGCCAGUGCCUCAGCACUCCCAACCCCCCCGUGGCUUAUAUGUGUCCCCUCAGUGUGGGAGCUCUGAGCUUCUACAAAAUGGCAGGCAAGCAAAAAAUACAGGUUUAGCAAAGAAAUUUCUUAAGAAAGCACUAAAGAGUUACAGCACUCUACAAAAUAAACAGCCCUGAGAUGCUCUCCUUUUAGCAUGAUCUAACCCCUUCUGUGAGCCUGAGAUCUGAGCAUUGUUUCAGGCGAGGCAGACACUUCUGCCUUCUCUCUUGCUCCAGCCUGGUCUUCUGGCUUGUGACAAAGGGAGCCCCCCCCCACUUAAAUACAAUUGUCCCUUUUUGCCCCUCAUUCUCCAACUGGGAAAUUCCAUCCUAUUCCCCCAGUCAGGCUGCUGUGUAGCGUCCAAUGUCCUGUGGGGAUGGCUGGUAGUGCAGAGACUGUCAGCUGAUGAGCCUAUAUUGCUAGAUGAUGGCUCCUCAGCCAUAGUCAUCCUCCAACAGCCAGAAGCCAUGAAUAUUCAUUUGGUGACCCUUAGAAUUCUAUAAGGUCCUACGUUACCAAGGCUGGCAGAGGUCAGCUCAAAAGAGACAUCCAGUAAGACCAGAGUUUUACAGUGAAUAUUGUUUUGGUGACUGGAACAAAGGAUCUAAUUUUGAAGAAGGUGGAGAAAAUACUUUUAAAAAAUGGUCAAGGAAGGUAGAUGACUAUGAUCAACAUUUUAUACCAUAGGGCUGAUCUGAUAAGUAUCCAUAAUACUGCAUCUGUAUUAUCUAUUCUCAUGUAUUUUUAUCUGUAUACAGUAUUAUAAAAUAAAGGACAGGACAAAGAUUGGUGAACCUCAACUUCAUUCUACAUAAAAAUAUGAUACACUAUUUGUUUAGUUAUUUGGUUUUUUAUUAUACAUUGUAAAAGAAGUGAUAUCUUGGUCUGAUAAAACUACACUUGAACUGAUAGUGAAGUACUCAAUUAAAUAAUAGUAUUGUCCACUUAUUUAUUCUGCCAGGGAUGAAUUAUAUGAAUCAAUGAGAGUUUUGGUUCCAUAGCAGCUUUAGGUCCAGACAACUGGGAUUAUGAAAUAAAUACAAUACAAAUGUGACGAAAUACAUGGGGAUAUUUUCUAAGUGGAGUUAUAUGUCGAUCAUUCUAGACCAAAGCAAAUCAGGUAGAAUAUUUAUACAAAUAUUUUACAAAUAUUUUAUAUAACUUAUGGUUCAUAAGAAAAAUAUUGAUAGCUUGUGUUAGGUUUGGUGGGAUUGCAUAUUUUGAUAAAAACACAAUGACUUUCUAAUUCUGUGUAUUCUCUACAGUUUAUAGCAAAGCAAUUAUUAAGAUGGCCAUGUCAUGUUUAUAUUUAAUUGUAGGACUUUUAUCACAAGUAACAUGUUGAAGUAAUGAGUCGAGUACUAAUGACCAAACUGGAAUUAAAAUAAGUGUAAAAGAUGGAAAUAUUGUACAGUGUAAAAGAAUGUACUUUGUUACAUAAUUGCAUUUGAAUUUUUGUUUAGAAAAUACUAUUAAAUGCAGAUAUUAAGGGUUGGGGAAAGUCUAUUUUAUUUUU
Molecule: messenger RNA, 9062 nt
Organism: Mauremys reevesii (Reeves's turtle)
Lineage: Eukaryota; Metazoa; Chordata; Testudines; Geoemydidae
Gene: RASA2
Product: RAS p21 protein activator 2
Exons: 3
Coding region: 87-3671 (1194 amino acids)
Biological process (GO): regulation of transcription by RNA polymerase II; negative regulation of Ras protein signal transduction; regulation of GTPase activity
Cellular component (GO): nucleus
Molecular function (GO): GTPase activator activity; DNA-binding transcription factor activity, RNA polymerase II-specific; RNA polymerase II cis-regulatory region sequence-specific DNA binding
Source: RefSeq, a predicted model, not a curated record